Molecule: messenger RNA, 1497 nt
Organism: Abrus precatorius (Indian licorice)
Lineage: Eukaryota; Viridiplantae; Streptophyta; Magnoliopsida; Fabales; Fabaceae
Exons: 3
Coding region: 1-1497 (498 amino acids)
Source: RefSeq, a predicted model, not a curated record
AUGGCGAACAAUGAAGAUCAACCAAGGACCAUGUUUAAUUAUGCUCGUCCAUCAUUAACUAAAACAAAAUCUAGCAUUGUCCGUCCGGAUGUGCAGGGAAAUUUUGAAAUAAAACCCAAUGUUAUUCAGAUGGUUCAGCAAUUUGUCCAAUUUGAUGGGUUACAAGAUGAAGACCCCAAUGCUCACAUUGCAAAUUUUCUGGAGAUUUGUGAUACUUUCAAGAUUAAUGGAGCUACUGAUAAUGCAAUCCGCUUGAGGCUAUUCCCAUUUUCUCUCAGGAGCAGAGCAAAACAGUGGUUGAACUCUCUCCCACGAGGAUCUAUCACUUCAUGGGAGGCUAUGGCAGAAAAAUUCUUGACGAAAUAUUUUCCUCCUGCAAAAACUGCCAAGAUGAGGAAUGAUAUCUCUUCCUUCUACCAAUUGGAGUUAGAAACUUUAUAUGAUACAUGGGAGAGGUUUAAGGAAUUACUACGGAAGUGCCCACAUCAUGGGAUUUUGGACUGGCUUCAAGUGCAAACCUUCUACAAUAAGUUGAACCCAGCCAUAAGACAAAUGAUAGAUGCUGCAGCUGGGGGCACUUUGAAUAGCAAGACACUAAGGGUUGCACAAGAACUGUUUGAAGAAAUGGCAAUGAACAGCUAUCAAUGGAGCUUCACACGAUCCAAACCUGCGAAAUCUGCUGGAAUUUAUAGUCUUGAUGCAGUAACAUCCUUGGCAAUGCAAGUUGAAGCUUUACGGAAGAAGAUUGAUGGUUUAUCUAUUAACCACCUAGUUGCUCCGGUGAUGAGAUGUGAUAUUUGUGGAGGAAGCCACCCUAGUCAUGAGUGUCGAGCUACUCAGGAAGAACAUGCCAAUGUGAUAGGAAACAAACCACCGUACCAAAAUUAUAAUGGCAUGAAUGAACCGGGCUGGAGGAACUAUACAAACCCACUAUGGAACAACAACCAACAGCCAACGCGGAACAACACACCCUCAGGAUAUCAACAAGCCCCACAUCAACUACCACCCCUAGCUGAAAAAAAAACUUCUCUCAGAAAGACCCUAAGGAAGCUUGCCUACAAUACUGAGACUAAUCCUAGGGAGCAGGUUAAUGCAGUAACAUUAAGGAGUGGCAGAACAUUACAAGAGAAGGGGAAGCAAGAAACAGAAAAAGAUGCAGUUGAAGAGGAGGAUAAAUGUCAAGAGGAGACUGUGGAAAAGCCCCUUGUAGUGAAAGAAUUCAUACCCCCACUUCCCUACCCAGCAAGAUUGAAGAAAGACAAGGAUGAUGAACAAUUUGGUAAAUUUCUAUCCUUAUUUCGUCAACUUCAUAUUAAUUUACCGUUUUUUGAUGCCUUGGCACAGAUGCCCAAGUACGCUAAAUUUCUGAAGGAUCUACUGUCCAACAAGAAGAAAUUGGAGGAGUUGGCUACAGUGGAGAACACUCCCAUUCUCACGGUAACCAUGGAGACCAUGACCAUGAUGCUAGUUUUGGAUAUGCUCAUUUGCAUUCUUUAG